Messenger RNA from Prunus armeniaca (apricot), 426 nucleotides. NCBI's taxonomy places the organism in Eukaryota, Viridiplantae, Streptophyta, Magnoliopsida, Rosales, Rosaceae. The record is from the annotation of a GenBank genome assembly.
AUGGCAACCUCUGAACAAUCUAAAUAUCAUCAAUAUGAAGAAAAAGAUGGAGAUUUCUUGGAAAACGGAGAGUCCGACCCGGAAUAUGAUUCGGAUGAUUCGAUGAAGGACCCGAGUUAUAGCAGUACUCUUGAAGAAACCCAUGCCAACUUCUCAAAGCUCUCAAUCAAGCGUAAUUCAAAGACUCGUAUUGCUAAAGAUAUCGAUCUUGGUAGUGAAGCGGACCUUGAUGGGCAGGAGGUGGUUUUACCUGGGCUGGACCAGAAAGAUGAGAAAAGCUUUGAAAUGGUCCAAAAGAUUAUUGAAGCUAGACAAAUUGAGAAAUUGAAAGUGGAGCAAUGUAAGCUGUACCUGAGGAAGAAUGGGUUGAGAUUGACUGGCAAUAAAGACAUGCUCAUUCAGCGGAUUAAGGAGCAUUUAGAGUAA